GUCGAGCUCGAGACUACGCACGCCCCUCAACUUCCUUCCUUCCCUCCUCUCCGGUCAUGCACCGAGUCUGGCUGGUGGCGGCGGUGGCGGCGGCGGCGGUGGUGGUGGCGGCGGCUGAGACGGAGACUAACAAAACCUCAACAAGUCCCGCAUCCCCAGUCACAGGCGGACCCGGUGCUUCACUCGGCAAUGCUGGACACGGGAAGACUGGCAAAAGUGGACACGGAACGCUAUCACGGAGCGGUGGACAUGUGGAGGCAGCGGAAGUUAAGCGCAUUGGAAUACCAGUAAAUAUCGGACACGGGAAAGUUUCUGGUGAUGGGAGUGGUGGUGGACACGUAGUCGAGGCUAAACUGACUGGACAUGGACUGUUUGAUCUUGCUGAGGGACAUGGACGAGUCACCAACCUUGGACACUGGGCUCCCCUUAGAAGUGCGGGUCAUCGGCUAUCUCUUGGACAUGGAGUGACAGGUGGAUAUACCGUGACAGCUGGACAUGGCGUGAAAUUAAGCAGUUCAGUCCAUGGUGGAAUUGGACAUGCUAGACCAAUCAGCAGCCCUAAAAUUCCAGGCAUCUUCACGAACGUGGGACAGAGGGAAAAAAAGGACAUAACACCACCCAAGAUACUAAAAACAGCCACUCCUUUUGGCAACGUGGGGCAAAGGGAAGAAGGGGACACUGGGCACAUUACACCACCCAGGACUCUUAGACCCACCAGUCCCCUAGGCAACGUGGGGCAAAGUAAAGAAGGAGACUUUGGUUUCAGUACACCAAGACCCCUGAAAGUCACCAGUCCCCUUGGCAAUGUGGAACAGAAGGAAGAUGAAGAGACUGGGUACAUAACACCCAGACCCCUUAAAAUCACCAGUCCCUUAGCCAUCGUAGACCAUAGUGCAGAAAGGAAUAUAGGAACCAGUGGACCUAUCACCCCACCUAAGAGCAAUAGUCCCUUUAGGAACGUGGAAGUUAAAACGAAGGGAGGUCUCGGACAUCUCACUUCACCACCCAUAUCAGAAGACGGGGAGGUCUAUAAAGGUACUGGACACGGUGGAGAUCGACGUAGCAGCAAUAGAUUCGAAGACCAGGAAGGUUUAACUGGAGGCGAGAGGAGAAUCCGUAACUCGCCCAGUGAUCUUUACCGCGCCGCAAGGAUCGCCGCCACUCUCGACCGAACGAUCCCUGUUGACCUCAAGAAGCUAAGCAAGGUCGAGCAGGAUAUGCUUCUUGGCCUCACCAGCUACGGAAGGAUCAGCAGGGAGGCGGUGCUGGGUCUCCUGAGGAGAGGCAAGGAGAGGAGCCGCAGUAUUGAGGUCUCCAUAGGCUCAAGCAAAGGUAGAGACAGUCACGAGAGCCAAGAGAGGUCUAUAGGUCACCACGGGAAAGACCGCAGCAGGGAGCUCUUCAAGGGUUUAGAAGACAUCAAGGACAUCAUCGAACUGAACCACGAGGCCAAGAAAGGAGACGACAUCGAACUGGACAUUGGCAAAGGCAGCGGCGAGAAGCAGUAUGACGUCCACGUUAGCAAAGGAAAUAGCGCGGAACUCUAUGAAGACAAGGAAAAAGGCUUUAGGCUCUUCGGCCAUCACAGGAAUAAAGGAGACAGCAGGGAAUUUCAUGACGACAGGAGGAAAGGCCUUGGACUCUUCGGACUCCACAGGAAUAAAGGAGACAGCAGGGAAUUUCAUGACGACAGGAGGAAAGGCCUUGGACUCUUCGGACUCCACAGGAAUAAAGGAGACAGCAGGGAACUCCAUGACGACAGGAGGAAAGGUCUUGGACUCUUCGGACUCCACAGGAACAAAGGAGACAGCAGGGAACUCCAUGACGACAGGAGGAAAGGCCUUGGACUCUUCGGACUCCACAGGAACAAAGGAGACAGCAGGGAACUCUAUGACGACAGGAGGAAAGGCCUUGGACUCUUCGGACUCCACAGGAAUAAAGGAGACAGCAGGGAACUCCAUGACGACAGGAGGAAAGGCCUUGGACUCUUCGGACUCCACAGGAAUAAAGGAGACAGCGGGGAACUCCAUGGAGGCGGGGGAAAAGGUCUUGGACUCUUCGGCCUUCACAGGAAUAAAGGAGACAGCGGGGAACUUUAUGACGACAGUAGAAAGGGCUCUGGACUCUUCGGACUUCACAGCAGGAUUAAGGGACGCCACAGCGGGGAAAGAUCAAAGGCUGGCGGGUUGUUUGACAGGAGCAGAGAAAGCAUCAAGGCAGAGUCCAUCGAGCUGAGGCACAAAGGAGAAUCCGGACUUUACGAGGAUAGGAGGAAAGGGUCCGGGGGGCUCUUGGGACUCUUCAGCAAGGGACGCAGCGACGAGAGGUCCAGAGAGUUAUAUGGAGGCGGAGGAAGGAACCGUUUUGAUAUCUUCGGCCUCUUCAACAACGAUCAGAGCAGGGAGGACAUCAGCUUCCUCGACCUGAUCAAAGACGGAAGGGAGAUCUUAGACGAGAUAGGUGACGAACUUGACAUCUUUGGGUUAUUCGAUGAUAGCAGAGAGUUGGACCCACUUGGCUUCUUUGACAGAAACGGUAAAAUAUUACUAGAUUCAUAUCACAAGAAGGACCUCAGCAAGGAACAUCUCAUCGGCGAUCUCCUCAGAAACAAAGCUAUUAGAACCUUAGGCCAUGGCGGUGCUGGACUGGAUGUGGAUAUUCUUGGGUUACUUGACAAGGGAAGCAAGGUAAAACAAGGUAUCCUCAAGGGUCACAGCAUUGAGAGGUCAGACAGCAAGCUCAUCAGCAAAGGUUCUGGCAGCAAGGAGAAGUCAGAGAGUACGGUUGACCACAAGGAUGACAGCAAAGAGGGAUCGAGUGCAACGUUUCAACACAGGAUAAACAACAACAACAACAACCACCACCACCACAAUAACAACAUAAGCUUCUUCCACAAGCUCAAACACCUUUACGAGAAGAUUUUUUGAGGAUAAGAAG
Messenger RNA from Eriocheir sinensis (Chinese mitten crab), 2937 nucleotides. RefSeq lists its product as uncharacterized. The coding region runs from base 57 to 2927 and encodes 956 amino acids. The record is from RefSeq and is a predicted model, not a curated record. Lineage: Eukaryota; Metazoa; Arthropoda; Malacostraca; Decapoda; Varunidae. The transcript is spliced from 2 exons.